CUUGGUUUCCGGAUCCUUAUUAGAUACUGAGAGGUGAGAAAAUAUUAGGCGAGAAGAAUGAUUCAUGUAGUCUGCUGCUUGUACAGCCCUUGUCUUGUGCGGUGUUGAGAAUAAUGAUGAGCAGGAGUUGACGAGUCUUUUGUCACGGAAACCAUUUGAACUUGGCUAUGAAGCGCUACUGGCUUCUGUAUGGAUGUCUUCUUCUUGUAGUGCUUUUCUCCUUCAUCUGGUACUCAAUGGUCACUCUACAGCAGGCUUCACAUCAUAUUGAAGGACAAUCUCUCGGUGAGAGAAUAUUGAACAAAAUGUCGCCUAUCCAUCCUACAGUCCAAUUCACUGAGCCACUUGUGUCACAUGACGACAAAUCACUACUAAUAGACGAAACCCUGGUGAAGGUGAAACUAAAGGGUAUCCGAGUGUUUUGCUUCAUCACGAGUCAGGAAAAGAGUUUGGCCACUAAAGUCGUGGCUGUCAAUGAGACUUGGAGUAGAAGAUGUGAUGGCAAGGUGUUUGUGGCAACCACUAAGAGAGUUUACCCAGGUGUGAUUGACUUUAAAGUCCCUGAUGGCCGGGCCCACUUGACGGAGAAGACGAUAGCGGCGCUGAGAUACCUGUACACGAACCACCUCAGUGGCUACGACUGGUUCCUCAAGGCUGACGACGAUGUCUACAUUAUCAUGGAGAACCUCAAGUAUCUGUUGUCGCACUACAACCACCGGGAGCCAGUCUAUCUGGGACACCUCUUCAAGAAGUACAGCAAGUGGGGGUACAUGUCGGGUGGCGCCAGUUACCUCCUCAGUCGGGAAGCCCUCAGGAUGGUUGUCGAGAAAGGUUACAAUGUUCAGGGCAAGUGUGCGAAGACCGGAACGGACGAAGACGUGGAACUAGGUCAUUGUCUUCACGCGGUGGGGAUCACAGUGCAUGACACGCGUGACCAGUUCAACCGCGAAACCUUCCACCCGUUUAGUGCGAGUAACCACAUCAUUGGACCCAUCCCUAAUGGACUGCCGGACUGGGAUAGACAUCCAACCAGAGUGGGACAUGAGUGCUGCAGUCAGCUGACCAUCUCGUUCCACUACACCGACCCCAGCCUGAUGCGCAUCAUGGAGUUUCUGCUCUAUCGAACAAGCGUUUACGGGCGAUUGCCCAAUUUUAAUGCAAUGAAGAACUUCUUUAAGAUUGGCACUGUACCACCCUUAAAUGUAUGAUAAUGCUUUUUAUCCUAUAACUUACCCAUGAUAUCCAUGUCAUAAACCCAUGUGAUAAUUUUAGUGUAUUAACCCGGUUAAUAAUGGUAUGCAAAUUUGUAUUGUCUCAAGGUAGUGUGUUGCUGUAGAUGGGUCAUUUGCUUACAAUCCAACGAGACCAGUGUACCUGAGCGUAACGUUUUCAAAGCUUUAAUUAAAAUGUGUGACAUCAAACUAAUUUGUGCUAAUCGUGAUGAUGCCAUAUUACCG
Gigantopelta aegis is the source of this 1457-nucleotide messenger RNA. RefSeq names its product glycoprotein-N-acetylgalactosamine 3-beta-galactosyltransferase 1-like. The transcript is spliced from 7 exons. The coding region runs from base 168 to 1208 and encodes 346 amino acids. Gene Ontology annotation, cellular component: membrane. The record is from RefSeq and is a predicted model, not a curated record. Lineage: Eukaryota; Metazoa; Mollusca; Gastropoda; Neomphalida; Peltospiridae. Gene Ontology annotation, molecular function: N-acetylgalactosaminide beta-1,3-galactosyltransferase activity.